Molecule: messenger RNA, 3248 nt
Organism: Oreochromis aureus
Lineage: Eukaryota; Metazoa; Chordata; Actinopteri; Cichliformes; Cichlidae
Product: progestin and adipoQ receptor family member 3-like
Exons: 6
Coding region: 29-976 (315 amino acids)
Cellular component (GO): membrane
Molecular function (GO): signaling receptor activity
Source: RefSeq, a predicted model, not a curated record
UUACACCGCCAGAGGAGCCCCGAGCAAGAUGCUGCUGAAGAUGCCCCAGAAGCUGCUGAAGACUGCCCACUACAUAGAGCUGGGCAGUUAUCAGCAUUGGCCGGUGCUGAUACCCCAAAGGAUACGACUGUACACUUACGAACAAAUCCCCCUCUUCCUCAAAGAAAACCCCUACAUCACAGACGGCUACAGGGCUCACCUGCCCUCCAAACUCUGCCUGAAAAGUAUUUUUAUUCUGUCCAAUGAGACGGUGAAUAUCUGGAGCCACCUUUUGGGUUUCCUGCUGUUCUUCUCUCUGGGAGUCAACGACCUCUUGUCUGUCCUGCCAGCUUCUGGAGCCAACAGAGAGGACUAUGUCAUCUACGCUAUAGGACUCUUCUGUUUCCAGGUUUGCAUGCUGUGUUCAGUGGGGUAUCACCUCUUCUCGUGUCAUCGAUCGGAGAAGACUUGCCGCCGCUGGCUGGCGUUGGACUAUGCAGGCAUUUCUGUUGGCAUCCUGGGCUGCUAUGUACCUGGGAUCUUCUACGCUUUCUAUUGUAACGCUUUUUGGCGGCAGGUCUACCUGCUGACAGUGCUGUCCCUGAUCCUGGCCGUCUUCAGCGCUCAGGUCCACCCUCGUUACCUCAGCAAUGACUGGCGUUGGAUACGGAUGACGAUCUUCUGUUGCGUGGCAGGUGUUGGCACGAUUCCUGCCUGCCACUGGGUCUGGCUCAAUGGUGGUUUCACCUCCGAUGUUGUGCAGCUGUUUCUGCCUCGAGUUAUAAUAAUGUACUUGAUUGCUGGUUCUGCCUUCCUGUUCUACGUCACCAAAAUCCCUGAGCGAUAUUUUCCUGGCCAGCUGAACUACCUGGGCGCCAGCCACCAGGUGUGGCACGUACUUGUGGUGGCUAUGUUUUACUGGUGGCAUCAGACCGCUGUGUACAUCAUGCACUUUAGACACAGCCAGUCUUGCCCAGCGCACACCACCAGGAGCUAAGUGAAAUUCAUCAUGUAACAACACAAUAAUAAGAAGAACCAUAUUUUUGUGACCUCUACCUUGUCAACCUAACGACAAGGUACUUCUGAAUACCCGCUGUAGAAAUAAGGGGGCUUCUUUAUCAUACGCCCUCCGUCACACUGUUCAACUCACCUGUGUGUACCACUCGCAGACUAUCUUCCCAAUCUGAAAUCCACAUUAGGGAUUAGAGCAGCUGCACAGCCUUGGUAAGAAAUAUGUCUGACACCCUUCACUGUAAUUUAACUGUCCAAAAUAAAAUAAAAUAAAAUACAUAAACACAUCAUGUCAGACACUGCAUGCAUUAAAGGAGAAUGUGCGGAUGUGAUUACAGACGGCUGAACGAUUGACACAAACAUGUAGCAUGUCAGUAAAAUGUUUGGCCACCAGGUGUCCCCAGAACAUCUUGAAUUCAGCUUGAAAUUUGUUCUAAACCUUCUGGAGGGAUUGAACACUUUUGUUUUUUUAAUAAUGACGCAUAUAUAAAUAUGCUGAGAAGGUACCCGAAUCCCACGGCUUAGCAGAGCCACUGGAGGUGGAGGUUGGUGCUGGGAUUGUGUUUGCUCCUUAAGGACUGUGAGCUGAUGUUAGAUGUGGUCAGCCACACUAACUCAGCCCCUAAAGCACAGAAAACAGUGAGCUCCAUUAGAUCAAUGCAUGAAACUGUAUCUUUUGUAUUCGUAGAAAAUAUUUGGGUGAUAAAAGCAUUUUCUCAUGGUUGUUUAUGAUUGUAGUUUUUGUACAGAAGUGUUGGUAAAAAAAAUAUCAAUAGGUAUUUUGAAUCCUUUGAAUCUUACUUCUUAGCCUGUGUGAACAAUUAUUUAUUUGUUUGGUUUUUUUUCCUUGUUUUGUUGUCGGUUCUGUAUGAAAUGUCUUGAUUAAAAAGUGGGAAUGACAGAAAAAGCUGAGGGAGCUGAACGUUACCGUUUGGGUACUGUGAGUUACCUCUCUUUGGUAGAAACAGUCACUCAGUACUUGCAGUAUUUGCAGUAUUUUUUUUUUUUUUCAUUUUUGAAAAUACUUUGAAAGCACUUCAAAGUUGCUAAAGCCAGUAUGUAAAAUCAAAGCUGUUGUUAUCAGCUCAGAGAAACAGACUAAUCUUAAUGCUGAACCAAUUUUUAUCAUUGAGAUGAUGGGUAUAUAUUUUUUAGUCUUCAGUCUCUUAAAAUAAUGGGAGUCUGAUUUCAGUCGUCCUGCUGUAGCUUACUUACAGUUCACCUCACUCAACGCAGCUCAUUAGAGAGGUACUAAGUGACCUCUGGUUGUUUAUCUGUUGCAAUGGUUUAAUCAAAUUAUAGGAUAGUGCAUUUAUCUCUACUGGCACGCUUCCAGUUUUGAUAUUGUGCUCUCUUGUAAAACAGAUCAGCCACAACAUUAAAACUACCCCACUAACACCGUCAUCGUGGUGGAGGCGUGGCUUGGACUGCAGCAGUGUUCAUGUGGGCAAAACAGUGCAUUGUAACAAGGUUCCUAAUGCUAUUUGUUUCACCUCUCAGUAGUUUUAAUGUGGUGGCUGAUAUGUGUCUGACGAGAGAAAGCGAGAUCUUUCUUCAUAUUUAAUUUUGAGGAAAUGACGGUUUAGCAGCGGUACGUGUGACUAUGAAUUCACAGUUUGCUGUGAGCAGUAGCACUUAACAUAGCACUCAGUGAUGAGCCCGGGAGGUCAGUCAACUGUAGCAGAUAUCUGUUAUCAGCCAUCAGUCCUUUUAUCAUGAAGCCUCUCGGAACAAUGUGAGAAAAAAAUACUGAUAAUUCCCACCUCGUUGCUUUAACAAGGCCAGUUUGAUGUGUGUCAGCUUCCUUUUCUUUUUUAAAUUAAUGUACUUUUGGGCAGUUAUAUAUUUUUGGUGGUUUGUAUUGUUUUUGUAUUAUUCAAUCAGGUUUGCCUUAUUAUCUGUUUGUACUGUAAUGGCAUUUCUACAAUCUGUGGGUCCACAAUUGAGCCUAAACUAGAACAACAUGAUCAAACUGUUACACUCCAAGGCCAGUGUGUUUUUUCUUUCUCUUCAGAGCACUUACUGCUGCAGUCAUGAUGGCAGCACUCAAAAGCACUCUUUUCUUUUUUUAAGUGUCUUUAUUUUGGCAUUAAAUGCUUGAUCUGCUAGGACUGCUGUUUGGUUGUUUUUCCUUUGUAAGUGUGUUUUGUAUGUUACUGCGGUGGCACUGACUACUGCGAUGUGAAAUAUUUAUUUCAGUGCCUAUGUGAAAAUAUAUUUUUCAACUAUUUGAAUGAAUAAAGAAUGCAGGGAAAUCA